UUACAUGCGGACAUAUUGGGAUAUUUCAAUUUACGGACAGUUACCCUACUGGUUUUGGGACUUGCGGUCAAUGGAUCUCGGAUAAUACCCUGAUUUAUGUUCUAGAACCCCAACAUAAACACACAAGAAGUUGUUUUUGAUACUCCCAAUCCAGAGAUGUUCGUCCCGAGAGGCCCCCCUCCCCCACUUUUAGUGGGAGGGGAGGGACCACUGUAUCUCAGCCUACAAUCACUGGAUCUUGGAUCUUGGCCUACACACACUGAGUACAUUCUCCUAUUGACAAAUUCAGUUUUUAUGUUUUAGAACCCCAACAUAAGCACCAGUGCUGUGUAUGUCUCCGAAAGCUAAUUCCAGAGCUCGGCUCUGGACCCGGCACUUCCGGAGCCGGAGUCAUAGCAUUCCCGAGAUGUCCGUCCCAAUAUGUCCGCCCCCUCCCUUUUUAGUGUCAUAUUACAAAAAUUUUUUAAACAGGUCGAUUGCUUUAAACGUGACCGUGAAUUCAGGCUCCGCCAACUACAAUUACAACAACAAGCUUCUGAAAUUCUCACUCCUGCUGUUGUCCCAACUGCUGCUGCUGUUGUUAUCGUUGCUCCUACUACUGCAUGCGUUGUUGGUACAGCCCCAAUUCUUAACACAGCCACUUCUCUUGCUCAUCUUGCCGAAGCUUUAGCAGCAUCUUCUCAGGCAACAGCUGCAACUACGACUACAAAUAUUAUUACUAAUGGAGUUACUAAUACUUCUAAUGUUGUUAUUCAGCCACAACCUAGCGGGAAUGUCAAAUCAACAUGUUUUGAACGUAUUCAAAACCCUGAAAUAAAAGAAAUAAUUGACCGUGUUACAAAUGAGAAAAAUAAUUUAGACCAAGCAUCAUCUACUCAACAGUUAUUAAAUGGGGAAGAAGAGGAGCAAUGUGGUAUUCGAAUAGAUAUUCAAAAUAGAGAGCAGGAUUUGACUGGAACUAAUAAUGAGAUUCAUAUGCAAUUAUACGUAAUUGACGAACGUAAACGAGCUCAAUACAAAUUUAAAGAAAAUGAAGGGUUAUUAUUUUCUUUUGACAUAGAGGUUGAUAAAGCAGAAGAAAUUGUUCAACAAAUGGUGGAACAACAAUUAAUCCCAGAUUCCGACAUUAAACAUAUCACGAAACUAAUUAAGGACAAGGUUGACACAUUUAAACAUGACCGUGAGUUAAGACUACGUCAACAACACCAACAAUUACAACAACAACAUUCAACAGAGAUUAUAAAUCCUCCAACAGUUGUUAUAGUUACUCCACCUAUUAAUAAUGUUAAUCUUCCUCCUGUUGCUUCUUCAUCAACAACAAAUAUUCCCCCUCCAACGAGUAUUCCUCCUCCUAUUGUUAACAACAAUGUUGUUGCAGCUCCUGUUCCUCCUCCUCCCGCCCCCACACCUUCAUUAAACUCUACAACAUCAUUAGCUCAUCUUGCCGAAGCUUUAGCUGCAUCUACCCAAGUAAAAUGUUCUUCUUCACUUCAACCCAAAGAUUUUUUACAAAUUUAUUUAUGCAAAAAUUGUCGUGAAAGGUUAUUCAAAUCGGAUGAAAAAAUUCAACGUGAUGGAGCUGGAGUAACCUUACGUAUAGAUUUGUGUGAAGAAUGUGUUAGUAAAAAUAUUGCAGCGACUGAUUUAUUUAAAUGA
Meloidogyne enterolobii is the source of this 1656-nucleotide messenger RNA. Lineage: Eukaryota; Metazoa; Nematoda; Chromadorea; Rhabditida; Meloidogynidae. The record is from the annotation of a GenBank genome assembly.